AUGACACGUGAUGAUGUCCUUGCAAAUGAACGGCCCAACUUUUCGGUGGACCCGAUCAAAGGCAACCCGCCCUGGCGUUCUGCCACCUUGACGCAAGUCUACGAUGUGAUCUACCGGAGCGGGUACGUCGACGGCUCGGAUCCUAACCGACUUUUGCCAGCAGCAGGCGGAGACUACUGGGCGGCACGUUCUCAAGUCACUGCAACUCUUCCUGCUAUCGAGGCACAGUAUCCCAAGGACUCCACCCAGCCUAAGGCUUACCAGCAGAUGCGCCAGCUCAUUGAUAAGACCAUUGCAGCGAACAAAGCUGCGUAUCUGCUUCGGCUCAAGGACUUUGAGAAAUACCGUAUUGGACAAGGCUACCUCCUUCAAAGGCUUCAGGCCAGGCUGGGAGCUGGAGUGACAAUCAAGACACAAAGGUUGAGCACGACGAUCAACAGUGAGCCUGCAUUCAAUGCACUGGAUGCCGAAGCAACACGGUCAGCGAAUUCCGGAAUUGCAGGCUUUGACGCAGCAUUCGUGGAUGUAUGCCAGGCAUACCGAGCAGAUGACCCGAAUCAUUGGACCGCUCUGCAAAGUGCUCGAGUAGCUCUGGAAGCUGCUCACUGUGAAAUCCCGGGAGGAGGUACUCUCAAGAAGAGGUCCCUUGGCGCAUUUUAG
Penicillium canariense is the source of this 660-nucleotide messenger RNA. RefSeq lists its product as uncharacterized. The record is from RefSeq and is a predicted model, not a curated record. Bases 1 to 660 code for a protein of 219 amino acids. The transcript has a single exon. Lineage: Eukaryota; Fungi; Ascomycota; Eurotiomycetes; Eurotiales; Aspergillaceae.